AUGCCCCGAUGGGGAAGACCACCGGGGGCACGAAUGGGGAGACACACACGGGGAGGGCGCGCGCAGUGGGAGGACGAGAUGCGAGUGCAGGAGAUCGCGAGCGACGAGGACGAUGCGUAUGGACGAGCGUUGGUGCGGAAGGAUCGCGGUGGGUACGUGCGGCAGCUGGAAUAUGGGAGUCGGGACCCGCGCCGGCGGCCAGACUAUGAUGAUUUGACCGAUGAGUCUGAAUCGGUCGAGGGCGACUUCGAUCUCUACGACCAUGAGGAUAGCACGGUAGCCUAUGCGGUGCAACUGGCCAUGCGGGACAAGGAGGAUCAGCUGGUGGACACGGCAUUGGAGCGCAUUCGCCGCGCACAGAUGCUGGGAAAGAAAAACGUUCGGCUCUCGCAACGCGAGCUGCAUGCCUUGGAGCGCAAGCGCCAGCAGACCGACCGUCACUCGAGUGGGAGUGGCUCAUGUCGCAACAAGCAAGCCGGCAACGCGGUCCCUUCACGGCCGGCAUCGCGACGAAAUGCCCCGGUGCCAGAGCAGCAACCGCCAUCGCAACCGCCGCCCGGGCCGUAUCCGCCCUUUGCCCCUGAGGCGGGCUGGGCGACCACGACGCACGGUCGACCCUCGAGCUCGUCGUCGCGGCCCCGAACCCCGACCAUGCAAUCUCUGCGUCCCCAGCAGUCCAACUCACCGCUCCGGCCGACCUAUCCUCCAUUUCCCCACCCUCCUUCCCAUGGCCAUCCGCAGUCGAUGCAUCCGCCGAUGUAUCCGCGGCCGUUACCGGACGAUCCUCAAUGGGCACCGCCCUACUACAAUCCCAUGGCGAUGACCCCUUAUGGGUCGGAGCAGCCGCUUUACCAGUCGCAGCUGCCCACCGAUCUUCGGGUUGGGCCUCACAGUCGCAUGGGCCAUCCUUCGGGGAUGUCACCGAUCCAGGCGCCACCCCGCCAGUCUCUGGAUGGCCGUCAUGCCCCGGGUGUGCCGUCGCGCGGGACUCGCCAUCGCCCAUCCGAGACCGAUUCGGAGAUGUCUAGCGAGGAGGAAGAGGAGUCCGAAAGCAGUGAGGAGGAAGAGGAGGAGGUGCAAGUGGUGAAGGUGGUGGAACGCCAGGCGCCUCCGGGUCUGCAGAAGCGCACCGUCUCGGGCGGCAGUCGAGGCAGUCGGGGUGGGCGCGCGCGAAAAAGUCGAUAG
Penicillium canariense is the source of this 1185-nucleotide messenger RNA. RefSeq lists its product as uncharacterized. NCBI's taxonomy places the organism in Eukaryota, Fungi, Ascomycota, Eurotiomycetes, Eurotiales, Aspergillaceae. Bases 1 to 1185 code for a protein of 394 amino acids. The transcript has a single exon. The record is from RefSeq and is a predicted model, not a curated record.